AUGGACCUGCAGAGAGGACAUGACAAAGAUUACCAUCUGUUUGUGGACCUAAUUAAAAAGAUGAUGGAUACAGACCCAGAGCAACGCAUCAAACCCCAUGAAGUCCUGCAACAUCCCUUCACGACUGAAAUAGUCCCCCAAAGAUCUUUUAGGGACACAACGGUCAUAAUGGAGUCCGGGGUUGCAGUACUUAUGGACACUAUCUGCUCUGAAUACCACCAACCUGAGGAGGGGAAGACUAAAGAAGAGGAGAUUUGGAGAAGUACCCAUCUGUCUGCAGAGUAUGAGGAGACGAAGAACAACAGCUAG
Molecule: messenger RNA, 309 nt
Organism: Xyrichtys novacula (pearly razorfish)
Lineage: Eukaryota; Metazoa; Chordata; Actinopteri; Labriformes; Labridae
Source: the annotation of a GenBank genome assembly